UCAAAUGUAUAGGCAUAUAAAUUCAAUAUUUUAAUACCUUAUACAUGUUACCAACUAAUGCUUUGUAGUCACAAAGGGCAUCAAGAUGGCUAAGACUAUCAUAGCUUUCCUCGCCAUCCUCCAUCUCGCGGUCGUCGGUCGAACCCACGAUUUCGAGGCCUGGAGUCAGGGGCUCCGCCUGACCGGCAUAAAGUCAGAGCAGGUAACAGAUCUCCACUUCUACUUCCAGGACACCGUGAGCGGGACUGACCCGACUGCGGUCCGCGUGGCCCAGGCGACGGGCACGGACCGGUCGCCGACUCUUUUCGGUAUGGUGAUGAUGGCGGAUGAUCCGCUAACCGAGGGGCCCGACCCGACAUCUAACGUUGUGGGCCGGGCCCAGGGGAUUUACGGGUCGGCGGGCCAAAAUGAGGUGGGCCUUAUUAUGUCGAUGAGUUUUGCGUUCACCAACAGGGAGUACAACGGGAGCUCGAUAAGUGUGUUGGGCCGGAACCUAGCGCUACACCCGGUCCGCGAGAUUCCGGUCGUCGGCGGCACGGGUGCGUUCCGGUUGGCCCACGGAGUGGCGUUGGCCCAAACUUAUUCUCUGAAUCCUGUAACUGGGGAUGCUGUUGUAGAGUACAAUGUGACCGUGGUGCAUUAGUACUCUUUGUUUUGUAAGUACCUUUUAAAUUAGGUUAUUAUGCAUGAGUAUCCGAUAAAAAUUGUUGAGAAUAACUGACCAUCCCCAGCGCAAAUGGCAAAAAACUUGGUGGUUGGUAUCCGAGAUUGCAAGUUCGAAGCCUAAUUUCUUUA
Ananas comosus (pineapple) is the source of this 795-nucleotide messenger RNA. RefSeq names its product dirigent protein 23. Bases 86 to 643 code for a protein of 185 amino acids. NCBI's taxonomy places the organism in Eukaryota, Viridiplantae, Streptophyta, Magnoliopsida, Poales, Bromeliaceae. The record is from RefSeq and is a predicted model, not a curated record. The transcript has a single exon.